Messenger RNA from Lindgomyces ingoldianus, 366 nucleotides. RefSeq lists its product as uncharacterized. The coding region runs from base 1 to 366 and encodes 121 amino acids. The record is from RefSeq and is a predicted model, not a curated record. Lineage: Eukaryota; Fungi; Ascomycota; Dothideomycetes; Pleosporales; Lindgomycetaceae. The transcript has 2 exons.
AUGGCUCUUGUCUCGUAUGUUAUCUAUGCGAACUUCGCAGCAAGGUAUCUGUUUCAACCGUGCUAUUCCUCGCUACUAAAUUUCCGCCGCCAUCCCCAGGAAUACAUCCUCUCAGUCAUCAUCGAAGGUACCGGUCUCACUCCCCAAAACAGUUUCCACUGGUCUCUUGCCUUCUACCAGCCUAGCUCCAACCUCGCUAACACCUGCCAGGCCCUUCUCCUCUCCCCCACCCAUCUCAUAUAUCCCUUUGACAGACGAGAUGGGGUGCUAUUCCCACUACCUGGUGCGGAUGUUAUUGUAAAACUUGCAGAACUCAGCCAGCUGCAGUAUUUAAUGGAAUUGUUGGGAAAGAACCGGCGCCGAUGA